AUGUUAAGAUAGUCAAGAAUCGAUUUAGGUACUUAUGAUAAAGAGUUUGAAAAAAAAUAUAAGCAUUCAAUUUAUAAUUUCUAAAUUAUAAAAAAACUUGGUUCAGGAAAGUUUUCUGAUGUAUUUAUAGCAAAAGAUAAACUUACUGGAUUUUAUGUCGCUUUAAAAUAAAUAAAAUUUUCAACAAUUGUAGAGUUUAAUAUAUAUUAAGAUAUUUCAAAUGAAAUUAUUAUGUAAAGCAAACUCAAGCAUAAAAAUAUUAUUCAAAUUUUUGGAUUUUUUAUUACAGACGAUAGUAUUUACCUGAUUCAAGAGUUAGCUUGUGGAAAAGAACUUUUUGCAGAUAUGAAAGCUUAACCGAAUAAAUCUUACAAUGAAUCAAUUGUAUCUCUAUACAUAAGGUAGGUUGCUGAUGCACUUCAUUAUAUGCAUAUGUAUAAUAUUGUACAUAGAGAUAUUAAACCUGAAAAUAUAUUGAUUUGUGAUGGUAUUUUAAAAGUUUGCGAUUUCGGAUAUGCUGCGCCUUUUUCAAAAUAAAAUUUAAGAUCAACUUUUUGUGGAACUUUGGAAUAUGUAAGUCCUGAAAUGAUUGAAAAUAAAAAAUACAAUAAUUCAGUUGAUAUUUGGUCAUUAGGAGUUUUAACAUAUGAGCUUAUUUUUGGAAGAUCUCCUUUUAAUGGAAAAGAUCAUGAAGAAGUUUUUGAAAAUGUUUUAGGAGUAAAUAUUAACAUUUUUAUUUGGUUCCACCUUUUAUAAUUUUUUUUUUUAAAAAAAAAGGGUAGCUUAGAAUUUUAAGGACCUAUUACUUUUGAAUGUGGAGAUUUCAUAUCUAGGCUUUUAGAAAAAAAUCCAAGUAAAAGAAUGAAACUAGCUUAAGUAUUAAAGCAUCCAUUUAUAGUUAAUGUGAAAAAUAAUAAUAUUUCUUUUGAUAAAAAUACAAAAGUUGAGGAUUUUUAAUUUCUUUAAAAUUGA
Ichthyophthirius multifiliis is the source of this 972-nucleotide messenger RNA. Its product is annotated as protein kinase domain protein. Gene Ontology annotation, cellular component: spindle pole centrosome; spindle microtubule; spindle midzone. Lineage: Eukaryota; Ciliophora; Oligohymenophorea; Hymenostomatida. Gene Ontology annotation, molecular function: protein kinase activity; ATP binding. Gene Ontology annotation, biological process: regulation of cytokinesis; mitotic spindle organization; protein phosphorylation. The record is from RefSeq and is a predicted model, not a curated record. The transcript is spliced from 3 exons.